This is a messenger RNA of Ectocarpus siliculosus, 342 nucleotides long. NCBI's taxonomy places the organism in Eukaryota, Phaeophyceae, Ectocarpales, Ectocarpaceae. The record is from the annotation of a GenBank genome assembly.
AUGCCAUCAAGGGCGGCGAAGGCUGGGGCGGGAGGUAGAUCUCUCGGCCCGAAAGCUGGGGGGGAGGUGGGGGUGCAUGGAAAAAGUAGCGCUUCUCAACUAGACGAGGACCAGCUGCAGGCGAUGAAGCAGAAAGUGGAAACCCUGCAAGCAGAUCUGAGUCGAAGACAGGAAAGUUACAUUCGGAGGGAGCGCGCUUUUAACAUGCGAAUCGAAGAGCUGGAGGAGGAAGUGGGGAGCUUAAAGGUGCAGGCAGUAGUGCGGCAGGGAAGUAGUACGGGCAUGUUUUUCACUCAAGAAGGCAAACCUACCGGGGUAUCUAUUACUUGUGACCACGGUUAG